Messenger RNA from Syngnathus typhle (broad-nosed pipefish), 3026 nucleotides. Its product is annotated as protein FAM117A-like. The record is from RefSeq and is a predicted model, not a curated record. The transcript is spliced from 8 exons. The coding region runs from base 527 to 1684 and encodes 385 amino acids. NCBI's taxonomy places the organism in Eukaryota, Metazoa, Chordata, Actinopteri, Syngnathiformes, Syngnathidae.
CCCACACCAGCGUGGCGGAGGUGUUUGGAGUCUGCAGGCUGAGCGAGCGGAUUGUUCCCCUCGGAGCAGGUUUGCAACUUUCUAGGCCACCACAACCAGCUCCGGCCCGCACCAAAACAAUUGCAAAUUCUUUGGAAUUGAAUAAGGAAACACAGCAGUCGGCGCUGUGUUGACGUUGUCUUUUUUUCCUCCCUCGUGGAAGGUGUCCGCUUCCUUGUUCGCCAGCGAGCUCAAAACAUCUCCACAUCCUCACAAAGAAACUUUGCUUGCUAGGCAGCUAACUCGCCAGAACACGACAAGAAAAGUGGUCCAAAGCUCAUGACGAGCCACAAAUAACCAAUCGGCGUCGGAGGUAACGCUUUACCCACUCGUGGAAAUGUCUACUCAGUGACUCUGGCGUGAAUUUGCCUCGUUUAUCAUAAGCGAACAAUCGAGGGAUUGCAGCGGCAGUGCUUCCCAGAGAGCAACCCCCACUCCAUCACCUUCCUCCACAUCCGUCGCUGGUCCACCAACGGCUGCUGCAGGCAUGUCAGGCCGGAGUGGAGCUGCUCUGGGGCCCCAGCCCCUCAAGGCAACCGUCCCCUAUCAGCUGGCCAGCAAGCACCGAGCCAAAGGCAGGGAUGGAAAGUCAGCUGGAAAGGCCAAAGCGCAGCAGCUGAGUCCCGGCAUGAGGCGGACCAUGUCUCUGGACGCCAUCAUCGGCCCGUACCUGCAGGGCCACUGGCCCAAAGAACCGGACGUAAGCUUGUGUCGAACGGACAAGUCCACUCAGACUCCUAACUGGACCGACAAAACGCAGAGCAGGAGGGAGGACGACGGCGGCGUCAUCGGACACAAACGCUCGGCGUCCUGGGGCAGCGCCGAGCAUCUCCAGGAAAUUACCAAACUCAAACAACAGCUGCAGCAGCGCAGCAAACCUGCCGUCUCUGGGGGGCACGAGCGAGAGCGCCAGCGUGGCUCAUCUCUCGGGGGCUGUAACCUAGGAACCACUCAGACUCAGCCCAUUCCCAUCCCGCUGGCUCCCCUCUCCACGCUGGUGCCUCGGCUGCGCUGCAGCGUCGAGGGCCUCAACCAGGAGCUGGAAGGCAUGUUCGUCUGUCAGCCGGGCCACCGGCAACAUCAGCUUCUGGAGGUUCCGGACGGCCACCGUGCUCCUGUCCCGCCUCAGAGCUGCAGCAUAGGGUCUCAAAGCGACCCGGCUUCUGUCACACCUCCCUCGCCGUCUUCCGCUUUGUCCUCACCGUACUGCUCUCCCACCUCCACCUCUCCGCCCAUAUCCGAAGACGGCCAUCUGGACGUGCAUAAAGGGUUGGAUCUCCUGUCUCCAAUGUUGUCCCUGGGUGAGGCGGACCCCUCGCUGCCUCUGCUGAUCUCUUCCUCGCCGGGACUCAAUAAGAGCUGCUGCUUCCAGAGGGAACCUCCGGAGGGCUGCGAAAAAGUCCGUGUUUGCGAGGAGACCAGCACUUCAAACCAGCAAAAAGCAGUGCCCGUCUCCUCCUGCCCAGACCCCAACAAGGUAAACUUUACCCCCUAUGGGGGCUCUGCCUUCUGCCCUGUCAGCCUCCUCAAUCCGUUGCUGCCUUCCAUGGACAAGCUCUUCUCCAGCCUGUCCGUCAGCGGCAACUGCCUGGACCCCCCCGCCGCUCCCUCAGGCGAAAGCUGCACGCACGUCGACGCCAUCUAAUCAAAGCUCACAUUUUUUCCAAUAGUCGAUGCUGUUGCUUUAUUUUCAGAAAGCUUUUUUUUUUUUUGUCAGAUAAGGUGUGAAAUGUUUAUUGGAGAAAAAAACAAAAAUCAUACUUUUGAAAAUAGUCAAUCCAAAGAGGAGCUACUUGUUUUGUCUGUUUAUUUUUUAUAUAAAGUGUGUGCGGUCCAAAGAUUUAAUUUUGGACCUAACAUGUGCGAGAAGUGGGAUGGUCUUGUUAACGUGUUGCUGCUUGACUGAAACACGCACACUUUUGCCUUUUUUUUUUUCUUUUUUUUCCAGUCCACAAAAGGUUAUUUAUCCGUCUCUCACCAUCCUGUUUGUUUGACAGAGCACCGCUGGCGUAAAAAGCAUGACAAAUCACUUGGAUUCUUUUCAUUCACACUUUGCUGAUUGCUGGGUUACUUCAGUGGAAACAUUCCUGCUUUAAACAGUUUCUGAUAUUGGGAGUGAGUGAGGGAGGGAGGAAAUGAGUUCACAUGUUGACGGGCUCAAAAAAAACGGUGUGUUUAGAGAUAUAGUUGACUACCUAACCAGUUUUAGUGGUGUAGAAUUGUCAUUUUGUUCUCUUCAAUCUGGUAUAGUUGUAUCUCCCGGUAGACGCAUUUGCACAAUCGGAACGGCAUCUUUUGCAAAUUAUUUUUUUAUGUUUGUACUUUUGUAAAGUAGUUUUGACACAUUUUUUCUUAUGUUAAAUAACCUGCAAAAUAAGCUAAAAAAUACAAAACUAAAAAAAGCCUUUUAGUUUUGUCUUCAUAAUCAACACAGGUCUUAUGUGAAAUAUUGUAUCGUAUAGUUUUUUUCUUUUCUUUUAAUGCACUUCCAGGAAAGGGUUUUACACAAAGAAGAUGCCCUUGCUUCCAUACAUUAGUCUGGGUUUGUGCAUGUGGCUGGAAUAGUUAGUUAGAUGUUUUCUAGUAGGACUUCAAUUUUGUAUGAGCGGCAAGGUCUCAGGCUCACUUUCAUGUUGUGUGUGGAUGCUUAGGGGGGGAAAAGUUGUGUCAUCUCAGGUACUGUGUUCUGACCACAUGCAUUAGGCCAGAUUAUUUUGUCAUGGACUGUGGAUGAGUGAAUGCUUAGUAAGUGCUUUGAUUUUGUAGGAACAGUAAACAGGAAGUGGGACUGUUAUAUGGAUUUAGCGCCCCCCCCCCCCCCCCGCCUACAUUCGUCUUGACCGUCUCCCUUUUUCUGCCCCAAAUUGUGACAAAAAUGUGAAAAGUAGAAAAAGAAUCCAAUUGUAUCUGAAUUCCAACAGAGGUAUUGCACAUCUUUGUCAUCCAUGUAUGCUUAUAAUAUACACGCUAUGACGUCAGAACCGCAA